CAGUCUGAUCAUGUGAGUCAAUCUUUAACUCUCUUUUCAAUCAGUUACCAUCCUGAAUGAAGUGGAAAUUUGACACCAAGUUGUUUUUCCCAUCUGUCUGCACAUUGUUGUAGUCUGGUCAGAAGAGAAGCUCCUUGAAGAAGUGAAGCUAAAUCACACAAGAGCUCUCUCUGUUGCUGAACUUUGUGUCCAGAUUUCAUCAAGAUGCUGUCAGUCUCAAGGGGGUCCCAGUCAACUCCCUCAAAGGGGGAGGGUCCUCCUGAUGACUAUUUAGACGAUAUGGCCGAGGGUUUGCUCUUGUUUUUUAACCGGUUUCAGUGGUUUGAAGUUAAAAGUGAGAUUGAAAAGACUUGCGGCAUUAAAACAGAGCAUCUAUGGUCAGUUGAUGAGAUUGGUCAAGCUUGGGAAAUUGCGUCAUCAAAAGAAGAUCCCACCAGACAGCAGUGGGCCUGUGUGAUAACGUUUGAGAUGAUGGAAAGGUUUAGUUUUGAUGAAGAGGCAGGAGACCCAUCUGAUAGCCCAGCAGAUAGAUCAACUAAAAGCCAUGCAAAACCAAUGAUUCAGUCGAGAAGUGAUGAGAAAGAUGAGCAGGAGUUUGGUUUUCAUGCCGUUAAACGCAAACAAGCAGCAGAUUUAUCUGAAAGUACAAAAGCUCUGGACGGUGGGUUUGUUAGUUCUUCAGUCAUCGGCGUAAAAAUCCCACUCUCAGAGAAGUUUGGUAGGGAAGCCACCUCUGAACAAACUGGAACAGUCACAUCUGACUAUAAAUUAAUUGAUGAAUGCCCUUCAGGAAAAGAAAUAAGGAACAAAAAAGCAUACGUCAUGUCAUACGACAAAAGCACUAAGAAUGCUGAAUGGGUUUAUGAGGUAUUAAACCACGAGACUCUAGUUAAAAAUUAUGUAGCAUGUUGUCAUUUUGCCAAAUCCCUAAAUAUCCAAGGCUACGAUCGCGGUCAUCUUGCCGCGGCGGCCAAUCACAGGUGGUGUCAGGAAGCCUAUAAUGACACUUUUUAUCGCGCUAACAUGUCACCACAGGACUCUAAGUUAAACAGAGGCCUGUGGAAAGCAUUAGAGUAUACGUGUCGUGAUAAAAUAAAUGAAAUCAAGAUCCGUAACGUCCACGUGUACACUGGACCAAUACUAGACUCGAAAUCUGCAACCCAAAGAAGCAAAGUGUCGACUAAAGUAGUGCCGGAUUACUUCUAUAAGGUGAUUAUUGAGGAAAAUCAUGACGGCACAGUGUCAGAGCCGAUCUGCUAUGUGAUUUCCAAUGACAAAUCUAAAAUAAUAGAUGACAUUAGGUCGAGGAAGGAGACUAAUGUACCCAUGCAUGACUUUCUGAGGAGGUACAAGACGUCAGUGAAGGAUCUUGAGAAUAUCUCAGGCCUGAGCUUCUGUAUGUGGGCUGUUCAGAUACACAGAGAUGAGAUCAGGCGUGUGACGUGGACAGGAGAAGACGGAAGAGGAGAAUCACGUAGUGCUACGGUUGAAGUCAGAAUUAGCAUCCCAGAAAAAUCAGCACUGAAUGUUGCUGAUGAUGAGCUGGCGGAGUACAGUCAAUCACUGAGACUGAAGUAGACACACAGUGUGAAGCCCGCUCCGUCUACUAAUCAACAAACGAGAACACCCUAGCAAACGCCUAGGAAUUACUUGGAACGUGAAUUCUUAUCAAAUAUACUAUACAGUUAUUCUCUUUUAGCAUAUAACAAUCAGUAUAUAUAAGACAUAUGCUGAUUCAUCGCCUUUCAUAUGCAAU
Messenger RNA from Danio aesculapii, 1756 nucleotides. RefSeq names its product nuclease EXOG, mitochondrial-like. The record is from RefSeq and is a predicted model, not a curated record. The transcript has a single exon. Gene Ontology annotation, molecular function: single-stranded DNA endonuclease activity; nucleic acid binding; RNA endonuclease activity. Gene Ontology annotation, cellular component: mitochondrial inner membrane; nucleus. Gene Ontology annotation, biological process: apoptotic DNA fragmentation. NCBI's taxonomy places the organism in Eukaryota, Metazoa, Chordata, Actinopteri, Cypriniformes, Danionidae. Bases 205 to 1578 code for a protein of 457 amino acids.